GCCAGAGAAGAGCCUCAGUGUUGCCUCCCAGUGACGGUUGACAACAGCUGCUCGGCGCUCGAGACAUGAUCCUCAGAUUCCAUUUCCCUCUGACAAUCGGUGUGAUUUUUUGUGAGACGAUAACAGUUGGUUAAACCACCAGAAGGGAAUACCGAAUCAUAAACGGGAUCUCUAAGCUCUAAGCGAGAAAUUUAAGUGAGGGAGAGAGAGUAUCGGGGGGGAAGUGCGGUGUUGCCGCUGUGUGUGUGCGGGUGUGCCACGUCGCCAUGGAGCCGCUACAGAGGUGGCCGCCGAACUCGCGGCACCGCUCCUCCGGCACCACCAGCGCCCUCAAGAAGAAGAAGAAGAGACGCAGGAGGCGCCGACGCACACCCAGGGCCGUGGAGGCCCUCCGCGGGGAGAGCAGCGUGGCCAUUCUCUCCCCGACGACGUCCAGAGAGUCGUGGGCGCUGCACCACGGGCCGCCCACGCCCAUCCUGCGGCCCCUGGGCGCCCAGGUGCCUCGCGCCCCCGAGAACAGCACCCAGUUCAUCAUGGAUGACCACGAGAACUCUGCCUUGUUCGUUGAUUUUGAUAACUUCAGCACGCCGCACUGGGAGCAGGAGCCGCCCGUCAGCGGCGACGAAGACGACACUGGGAGCGCCACGCCCACGCACGCCCUCACCCGUGACUGGUUCCCCUUCAACGCCGCAGACUUCGAGACCGCGUACCAGAGCGCCCGCGAGGACCGCCUCAUGUCCGGCAGUCGUUCUGAUCUGCGCACCGCCAUAGUGGCCCUGGAGGCCCGCGCAGCUGUCCUGACGGAUGCGCUGUCUGCCUCGCCCUCGCGGCUCCUGUUCACCCUGCAGGCACAGCUGCUGCAGCUGCAGGAGGAAAAUGCUGUGCUGCGUCAGCGGCUCGCCCGUCAAGAACUGAAGCAGCAGCAGUCGCUCGAGUCGUCGUCCUCUUCAUCCACCGACAGCGACUCGGAGUCGGACUCGACCAACUCCUCCAGUGACUGCUCCGAGUCUGACUGCGCCACCUGCGCCGCCCGGCGCAGUGACGCUGUCAAGAAGGAGGAGGAGAAGGAGAACACCUGUCCCAGCCUCACCGCGCACCUGCCCCUCCCAGCCUUACCUUAACAACCCGGCUCCUACAGGCCGGCGGGGGUCCUUACCCGGCUCCCACAGGCCGGCGGGGGUCCUAUCCGGCUCCUACAGGCCGGCGGGGGUCCUAUCCGGCUCCUACAGGCCGGCGGGGGUCCUUACCCGGCUCCCACAGGCCGGUGGGGGUCCUUACCCGGCUCCCACAGGCCGGUGGGGGUCCUUACCCGGCUCCCACAGGCCGGUGGGGGUCCUUACCCGGCUCCCACAGGCCGGUGGGGGUCCUUACCCGGCUGCCACAGGCGGGGGUCCUUACCCGGCUCCCACAGGCGGGGGUCCUUACCCGGCUCCCACAGGCGGGGGUCCUUACCCGGCUCCCACAGGCGGGGGUCCUUACCCGGCUCCCACAGGCGGGGGUCCUUACCCGGCUGCCACAGGCGGGGGUCCUUACCCGGCUGCCACAGGCGGGGAUCCUUACCCGGCUGCCACAGGCGGGGGUCCUUACCCGGCUGCCACAGGCGGGGGUCCUUACCCGGCUGCCACAGGCGGGGGUCCUUACCCGGCUGCCACAGGCGGGGGUCCUUACCCGGCUCCCACAGGCGGGGGUCCUAUCCGGCGCUGGACCACUACCUAGUAACCCCCCCACCACCAGCUGCCGCCCUUCGGGUCACUCGCCGGAAGGCAGGCAAGCCCCUCGCUCAGUGUUCUCUCAGUUGAUGACCAAUAUUGGCCUCUUAAAAUUAUUCAUUCAGAACCACUCGUUGUCUAGGCGAGGUUAGGUGGGAACUUAAAAACUUAAUCCUAGUGGAGUUUAGAAACAGAUUUUAAAGUUCAAGUACGGUUAUUGAGACAAUAAAAUCCUUCUCAAAGGGAUAGAGUAGCUUAGGCUAUUUCUACCGCCCCAAACAGACUGUUUAAGGCAAUGUUGGGUGACUCAGAUAGCAAUGAAGGCUUCUAUCAUUUUACCAUUAUCGGGCAUGAGGACCGAGCCAGUCACUGUAACACAACAGCCAGAUGUUCACACCAGCCAUAUUGUAUGUAGAGAACACCAUGCACUUACAAAUAGACUUUUUGUUUUGUUUUUGUUAGUCGAGACCCAUGUACCGGAUUCCAGUUCAACAGCCUUCGUCCAAAAAUGUUUUAAGACUUGACCACACUUAGAAUGACUGUUAGAGAGUACCUCUUCUCAAAAGGAUUCAUUUAGACUCUUGUUUAUUGUGUAUAUUGAAGGCAUUUGUUCUAUGUUAAUUUGUGUUAUUGAAGAGUUUGGUCUUUUGUUUAACCAUCUUCGCUCUUUACUACUCGAGUUCAGAUUUUAUUUUGUAGAUGCAGAUAACUUAUUAAUUACAUGAUAUGAUAUUCUGAUAUGCAAAGUUAUUAUAGUGUUAAAAAUGUGUUGUUGUGUAUCUUAAUGGAACUGUAUUUUUUAUUUUCAUGAGGCAUGUUUAUUUUGGGUGUGAUCACAGGUGUUGCUUCACUAGGGCCCCGCCCUCUCUUAUACACCUGCCCUUCCUGCCUCCCCUCUCCCCCCACACAUGCUCCCCCCUCACACAUGCUCCCCCCUCUCC
This is a messenger RNA of Procambarus clarkii (red swamp crayfish), 2650 nucleotides long. Lineage: Eukaryota; Metazoa; Arthropoda; Malacostraca; Decapoda; Cambaridae. The record is from RefSeq and is a predicted model, not a curated record.